GACGUGCUAGUGAGAUAAGACGUGCUAGUGAGAUAAGACAUGCUAGUGAGAUAAGACGUGCUAGUGAGAUAAGUGACUGCUAGUAAGAUAAGAUGUGCUAGUGAGAUAAGACAUGCUAGUAAGAUAAGAUAUGCUAGUGCUAGUGAGAUAAGACAUGCUAGUGAGAUAAGACGUGCUAGUGAGAUAAGACGUGCUAGUAAGAUAAGACGUGCUAGUGAGAUAAGACGUGCUAUUAAGAUAAGACAGUGCUAGUGAGAUAAGUCAGUGCUAUUAAGAUAAGACAUGCUAAUGAGAUAAGUCAGUGCUAGUAAGCAGGGUAGCCUAGGGGGCGGCAGGGUAGCCUAGUGGUUCAAACCCCCGAGCUGACAAGGUACAAAUCUGUCGUUCUACCCCUGAACAGGCAGUUAACCUACUGUUCCUAGACCGUCAUUGAAAAUAAGAAUUUGUUCUUAACUGACUUGCCUGGUUAAAUAAAGGUAAAAUAAAAAAUAAAAUAAAAAUAAGACGUGCUAGUGAGAUAAGACAUGCUAGUGAGAUAAGACAUGCUAGUGAGACAAGACGUGCUAGUGAGAUAAGACGUGCUAGUGAGAUAAGACGUGCUAGUGAGAUAAGACGUGCUAGUGAGAUAAGACGUGCUAGUGAGAUAAGUCAGUGCUAGUGAGAUAAGACAUGCUAGUGAGAUAAGACGUGCUAGUGAGAUAAGCCGUGCUAGUGAGAUAAGACAUGCUAGUGAGAUAAGACGUGCUAGUGAGAUAAGACAGUGCUAGUGAGAUAAGACGUGCUAGUGAGAUAAGUCAGUGCUAGUGAGAUAAGACGUGCUAGUGAGAUAAGAUGUGCUAGUAACAUAAGGACAAGGGUGUUGCUGUUUGUUUCUGAAGAUAGAGCCAGUUCCUAAUCUUACCCCUAACCUUAGCCUAAGUAACUUUGACCUUUUAUCCCUUAUCCUUAUCCCACAUUAAGGACAAGUAGCUCAAGUAGCUCGGACUUACCCCUAACCUUGCACAUAAAUUCUGAUGAUACAGUCCUCUACUGCUGCUGCAGUGUCAUGAGUAGCAUUAUAUAAGGGCUGUACUGAGGUCAGUGUUGACAGACAGAGCAAGCCUUGAGUAGACAAGACAGCACCAUGAAGCUGACCCUGGACCAGUUAUCAGCCCAGCUCAGCUUCACUCCUCUGCUGCAUGCAGAGAACGCCACACAGGCCAGACUCAACAACAGUUACAGCUUCUACGACUCCCUCCUCCUCCCCUCAUCCUCCUCCUCAUCCCUCCUUCCCCCUGACUCUCUCCUCCCGUCUUCCUCCCUCUACCCUCCUGAUCCUCCCCUCUUCUCCUCCUCCUCGUCCCUCUUCCCCUCUUCCCUCCUCCCUCCUGAUGAUUCAGAGCUGACCAGUUUGUUAUGGACGGUCCAUGAGCCGACCACGGUGGCCCUGACACUCAUGUACUGCCUGUCCUUCCUGGUGGGGUUCGUAGGGAACAUCAUGUCAAUGAAGGUGCUGACCAACCGACGUAGCGAGAGGCUAGCCGCGGUCAGCGCCACACGGUACCUCCUGGUUAACCUGGCGGUGUGCGACCUGGCCGUGGUGUGUGUCUGCAUGCCCAUAACGCUGGGUCACCAGAUCUACUCGGCCUGGGUCUACGGGGACUUCCUGUGCCGAGCGGUCCCCUUCACCCAGGCCGUCUCCGUGUCGGCUAGCGUGCUAACGCUAACUGUCAUCAGCGUCAAUCGUUACUUCAGUGUACGCUGCCCGCUCCGCGCCCGCUCCCUCUUCACCCGCCGCCGGAUCCUCGGGACGGUCGCCGUGGUGUGGGUGGUGUCAUCGGCGAUCUGCGCCCCAUUGGUGUUCAUGAACCGGCGAGAUGAGAUCAGCCUGGGGGCGUCGUUUGUGAUCCCUGUGUGCCAGGAGGUGUGGCCGGGGCCGCGUCUGAAACAGGGCUACACCGUCCUGCUCUUCGUGGCGCUCUACUGCAUCCCCGUGACCUUUAACCUCACCAUCGGCUUCCUGACUGGCCGCCGGCUCUGGGGGGACGGGAAGCGGACGUUUACGGAACUCGACUCCCGAAGCCGAGCGCUGCACACUGAGCGCCUCAAGACGAGGAAGAAGAUCGCCAAAAUGGUGGUGUCCCUGGUGCUGCUGUUUGCAGUUUCCUGGCUGCCCCUGUAUCUGGCUGAGUUCUGGAUCGACCGAGUGCAGCAUCCGCCAUCUUGGCUCAUGCAGAGCCAACCCUUUGCCCAGUGGCUGGGCCUCACCAACUCCAGCCUCAAUCCUAUCUGCUACUGUUUCAUAGGUGAUCUCCACCGUGGGGCCAAGGUGUUCCGUACCCACUACCACCGCCGGAUCGCUGCUCUCUUUGGUUCCUCUUUCGCCAACUCCGCCACGACCACUGCCGCCGAGGGAGGAGUAGCCGCGGCAACCGUGGCCGCGUCCACGGCAGCCAUUCCCAAGUUGUUUACCUUUUCCAGGGGGGCAGGGGGGCCAGGCAAGUUGGAGGACGGGUCUGAUUACAGUCUGUCUGACUGGUACAAGUCCAGCCCCAGUGUGUGUGAGAAAUCCCUACUACCCAGUCAUCCUGACAGGCCACAAACACUCUCUAUACGGACCGUCUGUCGGGACAUAAUGGACACCUCCCCUUUAAAUAGAGACUGUGGGGGUAGGAAGGACACACUCCCUUUAAGACGACACUCUGAGGACGAACGAGGGGACACCCUCCCUUUAUGGCCUUUAGCAUCUGAGGACAGAAGAGACACCUUGCAUUUAAGACCGGCCUUUGGGGACAGACUGGACACCCAGAUUGGACACCUCCCUUUAAGGCAAAUCUUCCCUUUAAGCACUGUCUCUGUGGACAGCAGAGUGGACCCCUCUCCUUUAAGACCAGGUGGUGGGGGUGAGAAAACAGACAGCCUCCCUUUAAGAGGAGACACUUCUCCUUUAAGUCGAGACUCUGCGGACAUUAUAUCAGACCAUAUAACAAGCCUGUGAACUCUGUGGAUCGUCAGAUGAAGUCAGAGAGAGAGAGAGAGGCCUUGGAGGUAAUCACUAAUCUAUAGGGGAGAUGUUCACAGGGAGGGAUAAACACACACACACACACACACACAUCCUGGAUCGAUAGACUGUCUGUUGUAUCAUCAACACAGUGGGACCUGUUUAUCUCCCUGCAGCCAGUUGGGAAACUACGCCCAUUGGCUCACUGCCUGUGAUUGACAGCCCACGGUGAUCCUGCCCACUGGUGUUUACAAAGCAGUUUAUCCUCCGUUAGUAGGGAUAAUGUGCAUCCCAAAUGGCACCCUAUUCCCUAUAUAGUGCACUACUGUUGACCAGAUUGGCACCCUAUUCCCUACACAAUACACUACUGUUGACCAGAGCCCGUAGUAAAUAGUGUGUCAUUUGAGAUGCAUGGAUUGUCAUUGUUGCUCCGUGUUUAGACCAGAGCCCUAUUCCCUAUAUAGACCAGGGCCCUAUUCCCUAUAUAGACCAGAGCCCUAUUCCCUAUAUAGACCAGGGCCCUAUUCCCUAUAUAGACCAGGGCCCUAUUCCCUAUAUAGACCAGGGCCCUAUUCCCUAUAUAGACCAGAGCCCUAUUCCCUAUAUAGACCAGAGCCCUAUUCCCUAUAUAGACCAGGGCCCUAUUCCCUAUAUAGACCAGGGCCCUAUUCCCUAUAUAGACCAGGGCCCUAUUCCCUAUAUAGACCAGGGCCCUAUUCCCUAUAUAGACCAGGCCCUAUUCCCUAUAUAGACCAGAGCCCUAUUCCCUAUAUAGACCAGGGCCCUAUUCCCUAUAUAGACCAGGGCCCUAUUCCCUAUAUAGACCAGGGCCCUAUUCCCUAUAUAGACCAGGGCCCUAUUCCCUAUAUAGACCAGGGCCCUAUUCCCUAUAUAGACCAGGGCCCUAUUCCCUAUAUAGACCAGGGCCCUAUUCCCUAUAUAGACCAGGGCCCUAUUCCCUAUAUAGACCAGGGCCCUAUUCCCUACCGUGUUGUCGCGUUAUCCAGGCAGGGAUAUUUCUGCAUGUCUGGUAGGCUUACCGCAGCACAGGGUCACGUUAUCCAGGCAGGGAUCUUUCUGUCUGUCUGGUAGGCUUACCACAGCACUGGGUCACGUUCUAUCACAAAGGAAAUACAUAAUUCAUAACACUGUGUGAUUAUUGACUGGGGACGCGUUUGAUUGUAACACUGUGGGAUUAAUGAUUGGGAACAUGUUUGAUUGUAAACACUGUGUUACCAAUGAUUGGGGACGUGUUUGAUCGUAACACUGUGACUGACUGGGGACGUGUUUGAUCAUAACACUGUGUGACUGACUGGGGACGUGUUUGAUCGUAACACUGUGUGACUGACUGGGGACGUGUUUGAUCGUAACACUGUGUGACUGACUGGGGACGUGUUUGAUCGUAACACUGUGACUGACUGGGGACGUGUUUGAUCGUAACACUGUGUGACUGACUGGGGACGUGUUUGAUCGUAACACUGUGUGACUGACUGGGGACGUGUUUGAUCGUAACACUGUGACUGACUGGGGACGUGUUUGAUCGUAACACUGUGACUGACUGGGGACGUGUUUGAUCGUAACAC
Molecule: messenger RNA, 4563 nt
Organism: Oncorhynchus keta (chum salmon)
Lineage: Eukaryota; Metazoa; Chordata; Actinopteri; Salmoniformes; Salmonidae
Product: neuropeptide FF receptor 1-like
Exons: 2
Coding region: 1124-2977 (617 amino acids)
Biological process (GO): neuropeptide signaling pathway
Cellular component (GO): membrane
Molecular function (GO): peptide binding; G protein-coupled receptor activity
Source: RefSeq, a predicted model, not a curated record